AUGGCGGCGCCCAGGCCGCCGCCCGGCAGGCUGUCGGGCGUCAUGGUGCCCGCGCCCAUCCAGGACCUGGAGGCUCUCCGCGCGCUGACGGCGCUCUUCAAAGAGCAGCGGAAUCGAGAAACAGCACCCAGGACUAUCUUCCAGAGAGUCCUGGAUAUCUUAAAGAAAUCUUCUCACGCUGUUGAGCUGGCCUGCAGAGAUCCAUCCCAAGUGGAGCAUCUGGCUUCCAGUCUGCAGCUGAUAACGGAAUGCUUCCGGUGUCUCCGGAAUGCCUGUAUCGAGUGUUCUGUGAACCAGAAUUCAAUCAGGAACUUGGGUACAAUUGGCGUUGCUGUUGACUUGAUUCUUCUUUUUCGUGAACUGCGAGUGGAACAGGACUCCCUGUUGACAGCAUUUCGCUGUGGCCUGCAGUUUCUAGGGAACAUCGCCUCACGGAAUGAAGACUCCCAGUCUGUUGUUUGGAUGCAUGCAUUCCCAGAGCUCUUCUUAUCUUGCCUAAAUCAUCCAGACAGAAAAAUUGUUGCCUACUCGUCAAUGAUUUUGUUCACGUCCCUGAAUUCUGAAAGAAUGAAGGAGCUGGAAGAAAACCUCAACAUUGCGAUUGAUGUCGUGGAAGCUCACCGGAAGCAGCCUGAGUCGGAGUGGCCGUUCUUGAUUAUUACAGACCAUUUUCUGAAGAGCCCGGAAUUGGUUAAAGCCAUGUAUGCCAAAAUGAGCAAUCAAGAAAGGGUUACAUUGUUAGACCUUAUGAUCGCCAAAAUCGUGGGCGAUGAGCCACUGACCAAGGAUGACGCCCCUGUGUUUUUGAGCCAUGCUGAGUUGAUCGCGAGCACUUUUGUGGAUCAGUGCAAGAUUGUGCUGAAACUGACCUCUGAACAGCACGCCGACGAUGAGGAGGCACUGGCUACAAUUAGACUUCUUGAUGUCCUUUGCGAAAUGACUGCUAAUACUGACCUGCUCGGCUACCUGCAGGUUUUUCCUGGCUUGUUGGAGAGAGUGAUUGAUCUUCUACGCCUGGUUCACGCGGCCGGCAAUGACUCCGCAAACAUCUUCAGCGCUUGUGCUUCCAUUAAAGCAGAGGGCGAUGUCUCCAGCGUGGCUGAGGGCUUCAAGUCUCACCUCGUUCGCCUGAUCGGGAAUCUGUGCUACAAGAAUAAAGACAACCAAGACAAGGUGAAUGAGCUGGAUGGCAUCCCCCUGAUCCUCGACAGCUGUGGCCUCGACGACAGCAACCCCUUUCUAAGCCAGUGGGUGGUGUACGCCAUCCGAAACCUCACGGAAGACAACAGCCAAAACCAAGACCUGAUUGCGAAGAUGGAGGAGCAGGGUCUGGCCGACGCGUCCCUGCUUAAGAAAAUGGGGUUUGAAGUUGAAAAGAGGGGUGACAAGCUGAUUCUGAAGUCGACUAAUGAUGCACCUCAGCUGCGGGGAAGGCCCACUGUGCGACUUUCUGUAGAGUUCACCUCAUCCUGCUUGCCGCUGGCCCGGGCCGUGUCUGGUCGGGAGGUCUGUGCCCCCUCAGAGCGCGCGCUGGUGGUCCCUGACGGCACGAAGGGGGUGGGUUCUGUCCCAGUGCCCGCACCUGUGAGGUCAGCCGUGUGCCCGAGGGAUUUCCUCCCGGCCCUUCCUUCUGGUGUCCCCGGCCUCCUCGUGCAGCCGAGGGCCAAGUGGGCACACAUGUCUGGCCGGAGUGUCCCAAGGGAAAAGUGGGCACAGAGCUGGCUGGAGUUUGAGGGUGGCGGGGGCAAGCGAGACCCAGGGGAGGGGCAGGUCCUGGGGGAUCUCACAGACUUGGUGUGGGGUCCUGGGCUCAAGAAGGCGCGCAAGCGGCGCUCUCCCGUGGGCCCCUGUGAAUCUGGCCUCCGGCCCGCGGUGCCGCAUGGCACCUGCCAGUCAAAGCAAGACUGGCUGUGGGGGGAGUGGAGCCCUGGGGGGCCCGGAGUGGGCUGCCCUCCUCCUGUGCCCACAUGUGGUUGA
Messenger RNA from Rangifer tarandus platyrhynchus (Svalbard reindeer), 1977 nucleotides. NCBI's taxonomy places the organism in Eukaryota, Metazoa, Chordata, Mammalia, Artiodactyla, Cervidae. The record is from the annotation of a GenBank genome assembly.